UAGGAGCGUCAGCGAAAGUGCCAGCCACCAGCAGAGUGUUGGAACCAUGAAACUCAGAGAAGGAUCCUCACACUCUUUCCAACCUGCCACUGGUGUCCGUUCCUCUUCGGGAAGCCACGUUUACACAUUUGCUAAUGGAUCUGCAGAUCUCGACAGCUCUUCAGAAGAUGAAUUUGAUGUUGCGGAGCUACGAGCACGUGGUGGGCCGCUACCGAGGCAGAAUGCUUCCAGACAGAAGGUUGGGGACGUGGUUUUCUUGGAGCGAGCCAUCACAGAAGAUGACACCCUGUACAAGCUAGCAUUGCAGUAUGGCUGUAAAGUUGCUGAUAUUAAACGAAUCAACAACUUAAUAAGAGAGCAGGAUAUGUACGCCUUAAAGACUAUCAAGAUCCCGGUCAAAGUUCAUGGACUUUUAACAGAACAACACGAAAAGCUGAAUCUACAGCAGGGAGUUCCUUCGGCUUCUGUGAUGGAGUCGCCCGAGGAGAUGGCCUUCACUGUGUCAGAGAGCAGAGACUUGAGCAGAUACUUCCAGGAAAUAGAUCAAAACAUCGAGUCUGCAACUCAGACACAGGACUUGUUCAGCGAGGCCAUUGUGCCAGAUACCUCAAAAUAUCCAUCUUCUCACUUACUGAGGGAGAAAGACCCCAGUUCAGGCGCAGACUGGGGCAUCCGGUGGUGGAAUGCUGUUUUUAUCAUGCUUUUAAUUGGAAUCGUGCUGCCAGUCUUUUAUAUAAUCUACUUCAAAACACAAGUGACUCCAGGCACCUCUUCCAAUCAUUGGAACGGGACACAUAUCACCACUCCUCUAAACACAAACAUCAGUUCUGAGAAACAUGAGGAUAUACUGACAUUAAACAAGGAUGUCCAGAGUGCAUACAAUCCUAUCGAUACAGGAGGGUGAAGAUCAUUCUCAAGUACAGAAUUAGCUUCAGUCACUUUAAAUAGUUAUGGUGCCAAUUAACGAUUGCCAGUGUCAAAAUCUCGCAAUGGUCAUUUCUAAAUGCUCCUACUAACGGCUGUGUAAUGUGUAGACAAUCGCUCGGUAUGACGGGGAGCUGGCUGGAGAACGUUACUUGCUAAAUAUGUGCUGUGAUGGCCAGUAGUGCGUAAAGCUUAACGGUGCUGUUCCACGAAGAUGUCUUCUCCCUCGACAUUCCUAGAUUUUUCUAUUAUUAUUUUAAGAG
Messenger RNA from Spea bombifrons (plains spadefoot toad), 1187 nucleotides. It is a transcript of the gene LYSMD4, whose product is annotated as LysM domain containing 4. Lineage: Eukaryota; Metazoa; Chordata; Amphibia; Anura; Pelobatidae. The record is from RefSeq and is a predicted model, not a curated record. The coding region runs from base 47 to 904 and encodes 285 amino acids. The transcript has 3 exons.